Oppia nitens is the source of this 1700-nucleotide messenger RNA. RefSeq names its product BSD domain-containing protein 1-like. NCBI's taxonomy places the organism in Eukaryota, Metazoa, Arthropoda, Arachnida, Sarcoptiformes, Oppiidae. The transcript is spliced from 3 exons. Bases 136 to 1518 code for a protein of 460 amino acids. The record is from RefSeq and is a predicted model, not a curated record. Gene Ontology annotation, cellular component: cytoplasm.
UGUGUAUUAGCUAUGAGAGAGAGCUAUGGAUAACAAMCACAACAACAACMACAACAWCAACCAAAACAACAGCAAAAAACAAGCCAUCGAUAGUACCAAUGAUGACACCAUCAGUAAAACAGAUGACCGAAGAAAAUGAUGUCGUCGUCGUCAUCGUUGGCCACCAAUAAUCCCGAGGACGACAACAACACCGUCGUCGUCGCCACCAAUAACCAGACCAUCGAUGACAGUGUCGUCRAAGAUAAUGCAAUGUCUGCUAAAAAUAAGUGCCAAUCGAGACCUUCGGCGUCAAUGUCGACCUCAACGACAACAACAGCCAAUUCCUGGUGGAACUCAUGGAUCCAAAAGUCUACCGAUACGUUUGAAUCAAUUAAACGUGAUUUGUCUGAACUAAAAGAAACGGUUCAGACGUCGGACGGUUUCGGCGUAGUGACCAAUACUAUGACCAACACUGCCUCCUAUGUGAACAAAACAAUGAAAGAUACCAUAACUAGUAUUAGCAAUACAUUGGAUCCCGAAUACGAUAAAGAGUUUAUGGAAGAGUCGUCGUCGYUGUCGACGUCGAGGCCAUCAGCGGUGGUCAGUGCCGAUGAAAGUACUGURAAGACWGCCGACGAUAAAGUGGACGAUAAAACAGUUGUCGCUACCGAUGAUGAYGRAGGAGAAGAWGGAUCAAAGAGAUCUGAUAACGAUUGGGAACAAUGGACACAAAAUAUCCGAUCAAAAGCCAAACAUAAGCUGAACGGUCUGAUCGGUAGUAUUGCCGACGCAUUUCURAUUAAUCGCAACUACUAUGAAGAUGAAGACGAAAUGUAUGUACUGAGYGGCGAUCGAUUGGUAGCCAUMGAUCAAUGGCAACARCUGUUGYMGGAAAUACAAUUGGAUGCAAAYACCUAUUGCCGGGAACCGAUUGGACCGCCCGAACACUACGAAUCGUGGCUAAUGACCUUCAAUCUGAUUGACUAUCAACGGCAAAUGGAUCAACUGAUGCAAWCGGUUCCCGAAAUGCACGACUAUUACCAGCAAUUGGUACCCCAAUCGCUAUCCGAUGUUGACUUCUGGCACCGAUACUACUAUCGUGUUUAUCAGCUAAGAGAGACGGAACGCAAGAAAAUCGACGAGAAAUCAAGUAUUUCGUGGCCAACAUCGCCAACAACCGAUGAUUCGGCGGUGUCAUCGGUGGYGGCMAACAAUAGGAAAAAGUCGGUCGAAGUUAAGCUAUUGAACGAAACAACAACAACAGCYGUUUCGACGCCUCCGUCGUCGGGUYUGAAGAGUAAUAAUCGAUCGAAAGAUGACUUGAUUUCGAUGGCCAGUACUGACGGCCAGUUAUCGUCGCCGAAGUCGUCUUCAUCAUCGACGACGACGACGACUAGUACUGGCGAUUCAAUUGACGCACAAUCCAAGUCUUGUACYACUCCUGAUAGCGACGACUGGGAUAAGACUGAAGACGCYAUUGUCGGCGGCAGUGGUGGAGGUGGUGUUGGAAGCGAUGAAGAGUGGGUUAAAUAUGAUUAGAAGAAGUAGUGGUAAUAUCUUAACAGAAAURUUUUAAUUAUCAAUUCAAUUCAGUUUUUUUAUUUGUAUUUUUUUAUUAAUUAAUUAAUUAUUUUCUAUAUUAUUAUUAUUAUAAUUAUUACUUCAAAAUGUAUUAAAUGUCUGCAAAAAAUAUUAUAUAUUAUAUGUUUUUUAUUUAAAUA